AAGUCCUCCGUGUUUAGUCUUUAAAACAUGAGCGUUACAUAAAAAGAACGUGACAGAGAGGCUAAGCGAUGGAAAUGUGCAUUUCCUAGUUAGUCGAGACGGGUCCUGAGAGGCAACUCGAGGCCACUCCUACGGAACAUCUGCCUCAUGCACGCGUACCAAAACCAGUUAAUUCAAAAACCAGUUAAUCCCGCACACCGGCGUCUUCUCGUCCUUUAGCCACCGAUACCACAGUCAACGAUAUCCUCAAUCCGAAGAAGGAGGAAACGAUAUCCAUCUCCACUCGAUAUUCUUCUCGUGAAAAACGCCCCCCGCUGAUUCGUCAACUCAACUGAAUGCAACAUUUCAUCAGAGUCGUCAGAUGCAGGGCUCGGGCCCCGUCUCCAGCAGCUGAAGCACGCCAGCCCUGUCCUCUCUGAUCCACGUCCACGGCCUUCCUCCUCGCUGAGCCAUGACCACUCAGAGGGAUCUAGAUAUGGUGCACCUCCGCCUUAUCCUGGUCAGUGGGAAAACCCAGGACUUCACUUUCUCCCCAAAUGACUCGGCUACAGACAUCGCCAAGCAUGUGUUUGAGAACUGGCCUGAAGGCUGGGAGGAGGAGAGGGUGAGCAGUCCCAGUAUACUGCGCCUCAUCUUCCAGGGACGCUUCCUUCAUGGCAACGUUACCCUGGGAGCUCUGAAGCUGCCGCCAGGCCGAACAACCGUCAUGCACUUGGUUGCCAGAGAGACUCUUCCCGAGCCCAACUCUCAUGGUCAAAGGAACCGAGAAAAAACCACAGAAAGCAACUGCUGUCUCCUCUUGUAAAGCAACAGAAACGACCCCCUGCCCCGACCUCCCACAGACACAUAACACAAACAUAUAUACAUGAAUACCUCGUGUUCUCUUCUGCCUGUCAUCCUGUCAGCUGUGGAUUUAGAAUUAAUCACAGGAAGUCUGGUUGGACCGUCGCCAGCUUCGGUUGAACGCUUGUCCAAUCUGAGGCUUUUUUUUGUGCCAAUAUAUUCGCCCCCAAAACUUCUACCGUCGGCAGAAUUUGCCGUUGUAGUUCCUCUUUAUUUAAAGAUUCUGACAUUAAACUUCCCUUGCGCUCCCUCGCGGACCUGUUUGCUGCUGGACACGUUUUGAAGAGUUGUCGUACGUAGUGGAAAAGAACGGGGAAGUCGUUUCUCUUCAUGGACACGGUUGCUAUAAAGAUGUGUUGGCUAUUCCCUUUCCCUACUCGUCACAUGGAUGUUUCCCCAGGUCUCACUGAAUGGUGGUAACCCUCUCAUUGCACUUAACCAGUUUGUUAAUUCAGAAAUGUUUAUUGUGUUUCGUUGUCAUCACCUUUUCCCCAAUGGCUUUUUUAAUGUAUUUGGUCAGAGGAACAGACCUGAAUUCCCCCGCGUGGUAGAAAUGUGCCAUCGUCCUCUUGAGACUGUUUCUCACUCACCGAACCGGUCGGUCUGUAUCAGCACCAGUGGCGUUUCUUUUAUUGGCGUACACCUGUUUGUUCCCGGAAAUGGAUCCAUGGUGAAAAGACUUUUAUUUAGAGGAAACGGGGGACGUUCGGGUCCAUGAGAAACGGGAACAGAUUCUCGGCUCGUAAAAGAUGGAGUCGGAGGAUCCGGUGGGUCAUCCGGUGACGUUGUUGCACCUCUGGCGUUGACUUUGUUGACGAGGCUGUCGGUUGUUUCCUCGUCACCGGAUCCAACAUGGUGUGCCAGUUAAAAGCCGAGUGUCGUCAGGGUGCCCCCCACCCCCACCCUACUGGACACCAGGCAGGGGGGAAGUUUCUGCCACUUGGAUGAAGAGUCACAGGGAACUUAUUUUUGUGGUAUUUCAUCUCCUUUUCGUUUUGGAUGCCGUCUAUACGUCAUGUUUGCCUUUUAUUGUGGAAUUCAGUAAUAUCAUUAAUAUUGCAAUUUUUAAAAAUAUAAAUUUUUAUCUUGUGUAUAGGUAUUUGUUAAAUUUUAAUGUGGGUAAGUCUGUGUAUGAGUGUCUGAGGGUGUGUGAUGCACGUGGCAUACUGUAUGAGGACUGGUGAGGGCAUGUGGUCUUUAAACAAAGAGUGAUGCACUGGGAGUGUUUAAUGGGCUGCGGUUUCUUCAGAAACAGUCGGAAACCUUUUGAUUCUUUCCAUUGAAUGUCCUUUGGUUUGUGUUUUUGUCAAUCAAUGUCACUGCUAUAAAGUUACGCCCUGUAUGAUUAAAUGUAAAAACUAAAAUGCAAUGUGGUCUACAUAAAAGCUUGUAUUAUAAAUUAAAACAUCUUUAAAUAAUGCAA
Molecule: messenger RNA, 2266 nt
Organism: Pseudoliparis swirei
Lineage: Eukaryota; Metazoa; Chordata; Actinopteri; Perciformes; Liparidae
Gene: ubl3b
Product: ubiquitin-like 3b
Exons: 6
Coding region: 452-805 (117 amino acids)
Molecular function (GO): protein binding
Source: RefSeq, a predicted model, not a curated record